Mytilus californianus (California mussel) is the source of this 1801-nucleotide messenger RNA. RefSeq names its product elongation factor 1-alpha. Gene Ontology annotation, molecular function: GTP binding; translation elongation factor activity; GTPase activity. Bases 188 to 1573 code for a protein of 461 amino acids. Gene Ontology annotation, biological process: translational elongation; translation. The record is from RefSeq and is a predicted model, not a curated record. Lineage: Eukaryota; Metazoa; Mollusca; Bivalvia; Mytilida; Mytilidae. The transcript is spliced from 7 exons.
UCUAAAUAGUGCUUACGUUUAAAACACACUGCGUCGCUCUGAAAAGCGUUUUGUUGACUUAUAUCAAAUUUAUGACGUCAUUUUUGGGUCACAUAUAUAUACCACGUGACAACCCAGCCUCGAUCUCUUUUACGCUGUGGCCAAAUAACAGUCCACAUUCAGAAGCCUAACUAAGCAUUAAGCAACCAUGGGGAAGGAAAAGAUUCAUAUCAACAUUGUCGUCAUUGGACACGUCGACUCUGGAAAGUCCACAUCAACUGGUCAUUUGAUUUACAAAUGUGGUGGAAUCGACAAAAGAACCAUUGAAAAAUUCGAGAAGGAAGCAGCUGAGAUGGGAAAAGGCUCCUUCAAGUAUGCCUGGGUUUUGGACAAACUGAAGGCUGAGCGUGAACGUGGUAUUACCAUUGACAUUGCUUUGUGGAAAUUUGAGACCACCAAAUACUAUGUUACUAUUAUUGAUGCUCCUGGACAUAGAGAUUUCAUCAAGAACAUGAUCACUGGUACAUCUCAAGCUGAUUGUGCUGUUUUGAUUGUUGCAUCUGGUACUGGUGAGUUUGAAGCUGGUAUCUCAUCCAAUGGUCAGACAAGAGAACACGCCCUUUUGGCUUUUACUCUUGGUGUAAAACAGAUGAUUGUCGGAGUCAACAAGAUGGACAAUACUGAACCACCAUACAGUGAAAGCCGAUUCAAUGAAAUCCAGAAGGAAGUCAGCAGUUACUUGAAGAAAAUAGGAUACAAUCCUAAAUGUGUAGCUUUUGUACCAAUUUCUGGAUGGCAUGGAGAUAACAUGAUUGAGCCAUCUGAAAAGAUGGGCUGGUACAAGGGAUGGUCAGUUGAAAGGAAAGAAGGAAAUGCCAGUGGCAAAACCUUAUUUGAAGCUCUAGAUUCUAUCCUGCCACCAUCAAGACCCACAGACAAAGCUCUCCGUCUCCCAUUACAGGAUGUGUACAAAAUAGGAGGUAUUGGAACAGUGCCAGUAGGUAGAGUAGAAACUGGUAUCAUCAAGCCUGGUAUGGUUGUUACCUUUGCUCCAGCCAACAUCAGUACUGAAGUUAAGUCAGUAGAAAUGCACCACGAGUCUCUCCCUGAAGCUUUACCAGGAGAUAAUGUUGGUUUCAAUGUAAAGAACGUCUCCGUCAAGGAAAUUCGUAGAGGAAUGGUCUGUGGUGACAGCAAAAAUGACCCACCCAAAGGAGCCAAAAGUUUUAUUGCACAGGUCAUCAUCUUGAACCACCCUGGAGAAAUUAAGAAUGGAUAUGCGCCAGUCUUGGAUUGUCAUACAGCUCAUAUUGCCUGUAAAUUUGUUGAAAUCAAAGAAAAGAUUGACAGAAGAAGUGGUAAGAAACUUGAAGAAUUCCCAAAAUUCAUCAAAUCUGGGGAUGCUGGUAUUGUGGACAUGACACCAUCAAAGCCUAUGUGUGUUGAAUCCUUCCAAACAUACGCCCCAUUAGGACGUUUUGCUGUAAGAGACAUGAGACAGACCGUCGCUGUAGGAGUCAUCAAAGAAGUUACAAAGGCUGAACCUGCCAGUGGCAAAGUUACCAAAUCUGCAGCAAAGGCCGGCAAAAAAUGAUGUGAGGCCAGUCUAGAUGAUGUUGAUAUGGAAUUGAAGACUGAAAUAAAAAACAAACUAAUUUUUUGUCAAAAUUUAAGACCACAGCAAAUUAUGUAUUGGACAAUUUGGUUGCUUAGAAGUAAAAUUCAUCGUAAAGAAAUCAGGCGGAAAAACUUGUAAAUGCUAUAGGCAAUGGCAUAAUUUUAUUUAUGUUUAAAAAAAUAAUUAAAAAAAAUGCCUAACAUC